AUGCAGAAGGGUGGGCAGGGACAUGUUAUUCUUCGACAUGUUGCUGUUUAUCAUCAUCAAACUUGCCGACUUAUCAAGUCAAAUAGCAAAAUUGCUAGCCUACCGGACAAAGAGGUGCUUCCUUUCAAGGUCACCCAUUUCAAUGCAAAUUUCUUUUGUUUUAUCGCCAACUACAGUUCGUCAGCUUUCUUACUGUUGUUCUGCUCCCCAGAUGAACAACUCAAGUCCUUUGUCGUCUCGAAUGCUUCAUUUGUGAUGGAUGGGAAUCUUAAAACCUAUUCUAAGUCAUUUGUGAGAAAUACUACUUUGAAAAGAGAAAUUAAAUCUUUCAUCAAAAAAAGUCUCAAAAAUCAGAUGGCAGAACUGGAACCUUCUGAAAGGAGAAAAAAUAUGCCUGGCGAUCAGUGGAAAGCGUCAUAUGUAUCUAUUGUAAGAUCAUGCCAAUUCUACCUCUGCUCAUUAAAUCCAACUAACAUUUUAGUUAUGAAUGGGGGUAAGUGGAGCGCUCAGCAUAAUGUAAUGGUGCCUUCAGAUUCUCAUGCAGGCUCUAUAACACCACCGGAGGAGCAAGGUGAAGGAGAAGACCUCCCUCUAGCGGUAUCGGUGGAGGAAACAUCGAUUGAAUUAUUAAUUAGCGUUGAAAGACCGCCAGAGGCUGGUGCUUUUUCAUCCACUUCAAGUCAAAUCAAUCGUUCUUAUCGAGGCCUUGGACCAUUGCGGGGUGAACAAAACCCACCUAUAGAAGCAUUGAAUGACUUAACAAUGUGGCUAAACAAUGAUUUUAUGACCAGUCCUUAUUACACCGCUCUUUACAUAGCCUCAGCACUGCUGCGUUUUGGUGCAGUACCACCUAGUUAUUUGCCGCCUAUUACCAUACAUGACUUUACUUGGAGAGACUAUCCAGAUAACACGGCUGUCCCAAUGUUAAGUAUGAUGGUACCAAUUCUUGCAAAUUUGUCGCCUUAUGAACCGACGCUAGUUGAUCAAAAUAAGAGCUGCGUCUAUGUAUGGAACCUUCCUCCUCGAUUUACGUUAGAAGAACUUUUUCUCUUAUUCGCACCAUUUGGACGGAUAGAGGAGUGCUCUGUGGAUGCAAAUAUGGCACGCAUUGAUAACCGGUCUCAUGGUAUUUCAUUGUUUUACAUUUUACACUUAUCAGUAAUUCAAUGCAAACGUUUAUUUAUUUGCUCCUUUAUCUUAAAGGAUUUAUAA
Echinococcus granulosus is the source of this 1212-nucleotide messenger RNA. RefSeq lists its product as hypothetical. Gene Ontology annotation, molecular function: RNA binding. Bases 1 to 1212 code for a protein of 403 amino acids. The record is from RefSeq and is a predicted model, not a curated record. The transcript is spliced from 6 exons. Lineage: Eukaryota; Metazoa; Platyhelminthes; Cestoda; Cyclophyllidea; Taeniidae.